Molecule: messenger RNA, 567 nt
Organism: Miscanthus lutarioriparius
Lineage: Eukaryota; Viridiplantae; Streptophyta; Magnoliopsida; Poales; Poaceae
Source: the annotation of a GenBank genome assembly
AUGUCGAACGCCGAAUUGACGGCAACGGUGCUCGACCUCGGCAAGAUGGUGGCCGGGAUUCAUGCGUUCCUUUUGGGACCGCAAGGACCACAGCCGAUCCCACCACCGCCGCCCACGCAGCAGCAACUGCCGCCGCCGCCGCUUCCGGCUUGGAUCGCCGGUUUGUCGAAACCCAUCUACACGGCGCCCAGUACCCAGCCGCACUUACCGCCGCUCCCGACCACCGGGGCUGUCAUGGCGCAUGGCGGCGCCCCGGCUCCGGGCGUCCUCUACGGCGGGGUGGACGGCCCCCUGUUCCACGGCGGCAGCCUGAUGCCGACGCUCUCCGGCGUGUCGUCCUCGCUGGACAGCACGGGCGCGGCGCCCUCGGCCUCCGCACAGGACCCGCCGCUAGUUGCGCUUAGCUGCGCGGAGGACCUCAAUCUCGUCCGCUGCGUCGGGGAUCUCAGGCAUGCGGUUUCCCCCACGGCCAGCGGGCAUGCUAUUUUCCGCGGCAAAGGCGGUGCAGACCAGCAGCUGUCUGGCGGGGAGAAGGUGUGGGGUCACCAGCAAGAGCGCACCGUGUAG